Trypanosoma rangeli is the source of this 1047-nucleotide messenger RNA. RefSeq lists its product as uncharacterized. The record is from RefSeq and is a predicted model, not a curated record. The transcript has a single exon. Lineage: Eukaryota; Euglenozoa; Kinetoplastea; Trypanosomatida; Trypanosomatidae. The coding region runs from base 1 to 1047 and encodes 348 amino acids.
AUGGUGGUAUUUGUUAUGGGUGCCCCAAGAGGCAAAAAUGGCGCCCCCGCAAACCGCCCGAUCAUAUCUAGCUUACGCGAUGUUUUGUAUCACCAAUGCAUGCACGCCACAAACAACUCUCAGAAGAGCUUGGAAGUAUUAAAUUCAAGUGCUUCCACCUCUGAUAAAUUUCUCAGCACGAGUAGUCAAACUAUACCCAUGCUUCGUCAAAGUUAUGCCGAUGCCAUUGAUGAGGUUUUUGAGGCUGAACGCCUGUAUGAAAUCCGCAGACAAAAGGAACUCAUGCUGCAGGCAUAUUUGCAUGAAUUAGAGGAAUUGGUGAACACACCUUCCCUAACACGAGGACAGUCUGGUAGUGCGCUUGAAUCUGACUCUGUCAUGUGUUUCUUCCGCUGGACGUCACCAUGGAAGCAUUCCUAUACCCCUUCUUCCUUUCAUACUGGGCGGGCUUUACUCUACAUUCAUGAGUCUUCUCAGCUAGCGCCACUCGUACCUUGCCGAGGUGACCUUGUUUACGCCACUCUCAAACACCGGUCCGUUGCCAUCAGCGGUUUCUCUGAAUCUUGUUGCCUUAUGGCAUUGCCACUGACGUUGCCUCCCAUGGAUGCGGAGAGGUUUGCCACAAUAGCACUGGAGGAGAUGAUGGCACGGCACGAGCUGCUGCUUCGCGAGGACCGCUUACGACAGCGGAUUAGCGGUAGAGAGGUGGGCGCUUUUUUGCGAGUGCAGCUUGUCAUCCGCACCAAUGCACGCUUUCAUCAGACACGGCUCUCCUCCUUGGAAGGAAUACGGCGCAAAGAGUUAGAGUACCUGAGGGAUGGAAUCUUCCAACGUGCGAAGAAACAAGAGGAGGAGCAUCGCAAAUUUAUGUACCGUCUACCACCGGAGCGAUUGAUGCCCCUUAAAAUCCCAACUUUAACAUCUUCUGGACAUCCGUAUGCGCCCACCGCUGUGGACCACGAAGUCGCGCGAGCAUUGGCGGUGGAAGAAAGAACCUGGAAACUGACAGGAAGGCGGAAAAAGUCUUUCUUUCCGCCGAUUGUGUGA